Oncorhynchus nerka (sockeye salmon) is the source of this 2226-nucleotide messenger RNA. RefSeq names its product CTD nuclear envelope phosphatase 1A-like. Gene Ontology annotation, molecular function: phosphoprotein phosphatase activity. The record is from RefSeq and is a predicted model, not a curated record. Bases 657 to 1415 code for a protein of 252 amino acids. NCBI's taxonomy places the organism in Eukaryota, Metazoa, Chordata, Actinopteri, Salmoniformes, Salmonidae. The transcript is spliced from 9 exons.
ACUGUUGCUGCAUUCAUUUUCUGGUCGGAACUAGGGAACUCUGAAAUGUCCGACUUGAUAAUAGUUUAUAGUUAUACACGUGCCGCAUUCACUCAGUUAGCAAGUUGGCAUUUUCUAGUUUCCUAGUUCUGAAUAGUACGUAAACGUGGCAUGUAUACCGCCUAGUCGAAACCACGUAGUUAUGGCGGCGUGCUGUCCAGUUCCGGAUUUGUUUGAAGUAUGUGUUGACGGCGUCUAGUUGGGACUUUGGCAUAUUUCGUCAACCAACUUCAAUUUGUCAACCUAACUAAGCAAAGUUAGAAUUGUAUCGUUGGUAUUUUAUAAGGACGUUUCCUUUUAUACACUUUUCUAGCCUACCAGGGCUAGCUAAACUAGCGACCGAGAACCAGCGAAUGCUAGUUGCUACUCGCCUGGAUUCAUCGCUUUCAUUUUUAAUGACGGUUUAGCUACUUUUUAAAAGGUUUUUUUCUUCAUUCAUUUUCAAUCGAGUGUGGCGAAAGUAGGAUUUGAACUGAGCACACGAUUGCUAUUGGCCGGUGUCUACUUGACCUGCAGCUGCAGGUUCUGGAGGGAAGAGGCUGGGGACCCGACUCAACCGGAGUCUCUCGGGCUGUACCGCUAUUUGUGCCGAGAAUACUGUUUGAGUGACUGUCGAAAUGCUGAAGACCCGUCAGUGUUUACUUGGCAUUCGCACUUUCCUCGGAGUGACGUCUAGAAUAUGGGGUUUUAUUCUGUACAUACUCAGGAAACAUUUAAGGACGGUAAUCCAGUACCAAACAGUGCGUUAUGACACAUUACCUCUGUCGCCUGUGUUCAUAAACCGACUCAAUGCCGUUAAGAGGAAGAUUCUGGUGCUGGACCUUGAUGAGACCCUAAUUCACUCCCACCAUGACGGGGUGAUGAGACCCACAGUGAGACCAGGCACUCCCCCAGACUUCACUCUAAAGGUGGUAAUCGACAAACAUCCUGUCAGGUUUUUUGUACAUAAAAGACCGCAUGUGGACUUCUUCUUAGAAGUGGUAAGUCAGUGGUAUGAGCUGGUGGUUUUCACGGCCAGUAUGGAAAUCUAUGGCUCAGCUGUGUCUGACAAGCUAGACAAGGACAGGGACAUCCUGAAACGAAGAUACUACAGACAGCACUGUACAUUGGAUCUGGGUAGUUAUAUUAAAGAUCUUUCUGUGGUGCACAACGAUCUAUCUAGUGUAGUCAUCCUGGACAACUCGCCUGGGGCCUACCGCAGCCACCCUGGUAGCGUUCUCCUGUCGGACUGCCAGAUGGUGAAGCGUGAUUCAUCACUCCAGAGAACGUGUUUCCACUUCUCCAGAGUCCAAUGGCGACGAGCUUUACACCAGUCCAGACAACGCAAUACCCAUCAAAUCGUGGUUCAGCGACCCAAGCGACACGGCUCUUCUUAACCUGCUACCCAUGCUAGAUGCCCUGAGGUUCACCUCAGAUGUCCGGUCCGUCCUCAGUCGAAACCUCCAUCAGCAUCGGCUAUGGUGAUUCGCCAUCGGCUCCAGCCUCAGCAGCUCCACUUCCUCUUUUUAGAAUGCCUUCUCUGCUGGUUGCCCCCCCCUGCUCAGCUCACAUCUCCCCCGCUCUGUGGUGUGUGUGAGCCUUUUUAAGAAGGGUGAGGACAAAGACUGGGGGCCACAAAUACCAAGGAGGGAGCUAUGUAUAAGGAAGGAAAACAAAGUGGAGAGGGCAAACUUUUUAUUUGUAUUUUUCCUGAAUGGAAACUCUUGCCUUAAAGUCCUUGGAUUCUGGGAGUGCAUGUUGAGUGUGUUUGUGUAAACAUGUGAGAGUAUGCUUGCAUUAGUCACUUUUUUGUUGUUGAUGAAAUAUGAAAUCUUUUAAACCUAUUGACUAUGGAAAUACUGAUUAUGAGACGAUGAAGAAACCAGUCCUUAUUUCAGAAAAAUGACUUGAAUGUUGUGUAGUUAAUACAGAUGUAAGAUUUUGACCCUUCUUCUCCAUCCACAGAGCAAAGUUAAGUUUUAUUUUCAUCAAUCUUUCUAUUCAUGAGCAUGUUUUCUUCCUUGGACUUUUUCAAGCCUGAUUUACUCCCGUUCUCUUUAAACCAUGUACCAUGUACACAUUAUCCCAUUUCCUUCAAUGUAACUCCAACAUCCUGGCCCAUUGAAAAAUGUAAGCUAAGGCCUUUGGUGGGUUUCUGUCGGUCAGACAUCAAAUCGAUCAGUGUCCAAUAAAUUGCUUGGCAACAUA